GGCGUCGCGUGCUGAAAACGUAGACGGUUGCGCGGAGUGGACGGUGGUGUGACGUGGCGGGAGGCGGAAGCGAUGCUGCGGCAGGAGAGUAAUGAUGAUACGGAAGAUGUGUCACUCUUUGAUGCUGAUGAUGAAACGUCCAGGAGGCCCAAGAAAUCAAAGAUAAAACAUCCAAUAGCUUCCUUUUUCCAUUUGUUCUUCCGGGUCAGCGCAGUAUUUGUCUAUUUACUCUGUGAAUUAUUCAGCAACAGCUACAUUGCCUGUGUGGUGACAAUCAUCCUGCUUCUGUCAUGUGACUUCUGGGCAGUGAAGAAUAUCACAGGGAGGUUGAUGGUUGGCCUUCGUUGGUGGAACCAGGUUGACGAUGAUGGCAAGAGCCAGUGGGUGUUUGAAGCUAGGAAGGCAUCUACUCCAGGGAAAAAAGUCGCAUCAGAGGCAGAGUCCAGAAUCUUCUGGUUAGGACUGAUCACAUGCCCGUUGCUCUGGGUGAUCUUUGCUUUCAGCGCCCUCUUUUCCUUCAAAGUGAAGUGGUUGGCAGUGGUGAUCCUGGGUGUAACAUUACAAGGAGCUAAUCUUUAUGGCUAUAUCCGGUGCAAAGUGGGCAGCAGGAAGAAUCUGACCAGCCUGGCAACUUCCUAUCUAGGCAAACAGUUCCUGCGGCAGACUGUAGCCAAAGAAGAGCAAGCCGUAUCUUGAAGAUCACAGAGUCCUCUUUGUUUUGGUUCCUUCAGAAGAAUGAGAAAUAUUUCCUUGGCUGUGUGAACUGGAGAUUUAUAGUCUCUGUGUGGAUUUUUAUAAUUAAAUAAUCUUCUAGAAGCCCAGGUUGCUGGUGGUUCUGUGCAAAUCUUAUUUUAGAAGUUUAGCUACUGGAAUCUUUAGACCAGAUUGUUCCAGUUAGGCUAGUAAAACUCCUUGGUAGUGGCUAUUUAUGCCACGACACAAGGAAAGUUAAGGACAAGGAAACCGUUCCCUUUGGUAUUUAUGUGACAUUCUAUCCCAAAGUCCCAGUGCUGUGAAUGGGAUGAGAUGAAGAGAAGAAUUUGAAAAACUGGUAAGAAAAUUCAGCUAAAGGGCUAGAAAUGGAAAGAAGGCUUGGUAAGGCUUCAGCUGGAACAAAAGGACCCAAACUUACACAAUAGACUGUGUAAAGACUUCUGCUCUUCGGCUUGCAGCCCUGCUAUUUUCUAGUGUGAUUUUCCCUCUGCCAUACAUUUUUGAACUAUGACAUGGUUUAAACCUGUUCCCCCCCCUCCCCCCAACCCUCUCCCUUCAGGUUCUCCUCCCCCCCCUCCCCACUGGAAGGCUGAAUUGUAAUGAUGUAGCUGAAUAGUUUACCAGGAUUAUAUAAAGAUUGCUCUUGCAUUUUUAAUUUUUGCCUGAAGGGCCAGCAGAGCAAACAGGCAGAGGAAUUUAUCUGCACCUUCAUGAGGUUAUUUAAAAACUUGUUGGGAGCACUGGGAAUUUCAGCACAUUGGACCAUACACUGAGGCAGCCAUUUCCUGGGCUAUCAGUGAAAAGUAGAUAAUCGUGUUUACCGUAUCAUUUUCUGUAGCAAGUUAUAGACUAGUUAAGCAAACAAGCUAGUAAGUCCCUUAUGGAAGUGUGCUUUGUUCUUGACACUGAAGAGAGCUGACAAGUGUCAUGAUCUGUCUAUGUAAGUUUUGAUUUGUAUGGGUCACUCUGUGCAUAUGCCAUACUAUGCUUAGAAUGGGCAAACCAGGGUUCUAUCAGAUCUGGCCCCAAGAUGCUAUUGUAAAGCACAGAACCGUUUAAAAAAAUUAGUUCAAAUAGAGAAGUGUAGAGGCUGAUGAAUACAACUUUAAUCCUGAGAGUACCAUGUGAGGAAGUGGGUGCAUCAUGAACUGUUACCAAACUUAAUUUGUGUAUCCACAACUUACAAGUGUGUGAAUGGGAUUUAGGAGAACUAUAUUUAAUUACCAUGAAGAACAGGCGGCAAAGCAGCUCUGGUUAUAAAGGCGGGUUAAUAAACUGUUGCCUAAUGAUGGCUGAACUUUUAUGUAGAAAAGAAGAAUUUGUAGCUGGCAAGUCUCUGUAUGAGGGAUUGUUGAUCAUUUACAUUUAUGUUUGGAUACCUGGAUAACAGAAAGCUGGAGCUUUGCUUUUGGUGGGCACUUAAAGCAACGUAUUCAAAUUGUAAAAAUCUCUGACCUGCAUUGUGCAUGUUUGUGAAACCCCUCAAAUUAAUACGUUUUUCAGAGAACUAUAUUUUUUAAAAAAUUGUCUAACGGGACUUUUUUGAUUGGCCUGCUGGCUUUGUUUAUCUGCAAUUAUGGAAAAUGUCUUUUUUGUGCUGAUUUACAACUCCUGUUUUUAACCAGCUCUCCUGUAGUCCUUGUUCUUUGUAUGGUUGGUCUUUGCCAGCUUCCAUUCUUUGUAACAGAUUCUCCUCAAUUGUUACAUUAAAAAAAAUCAGGUUUCA
Molecule: messenger RNA, 2440 nt
Organism: Eublepharis macularius
Lineage: Eukaryota; Metazoa; Chordata; Lepidosauria; Squamata; Eublepharidae
Gene: TVP23C
Product: trans-golgi network vesicle protein 23 homolog C
Exons: 7
Coding region: 73-696 (207 amino acids)
Biological process (GO): protein secretion; vesicle-mediated transport
Cellular component (GO): Golgi membrane
Source: RefSeq, a predicted model, not a curated record